Molecule: messenger RNA, 1467 nt
Organism: Penicillium alfredii
Lineage: Eukaryota; Fungi; Ascomycota; Eurotiomycetes; Eurotiales; Aspergillaceae
Product: NAD(P)/FAD-dependent oxidoreductase
Exons: 2
Coding region: 1-1467 (488 amino acids)
Molecular function (GO): sarcosine oxidase activity; flavin adenine dinucleotide binding; L-pipecolate oxidase activity
Source: RefSeq, a predicted model, not a curated record
AUGGCGCUGCCGCCAAAGAUUUUGAUCGUGGGAGGAGGGGUCUUUGGAUGUGAGUUGAAACUAGCCCAAGAAAUAUAUGCCGAGAAGUUUCCAUUAUGGCUCAAUGGCAUUUGCGACUACCCAACACCUACUGCCGUUGAUACGGCUAUCAACUAUGAGCUACUUUCGAGAAAUCCUCCAACUAACUACUCACCAGUGUCAACCGCUCUUGCACUGACCAAGCGGCAUCCAAACUCCCAAGUCACGCUGCUGGAGGCAUCGCCCACCAUCCCCAACCCCCACGGCUCGUCCGUCGACAGCUCGCGCAUUGUGCGCGCGGACUAUGCCAACGGCGCAUAUGCGAAGCUGGCCGCAGCCGCCAUUCAGCGCUGGCGCACGACCGACUGGGGCCGCGAGGGACGGUACACGCAGAACGGACUGCUGCUAGUGUAUCCGCACGACAGCGCCAGCGCCCAGGAGUAUGCGCGCAAGAGCUACGACAACGUCAAACAGAUCGAGAGCGAACAGGUCGAGUUCCUCCCGACCAAGGCCGACGUGCUCAAGGUGGUCCCGGCAUACGGAACGGACCUCGACGUCGCGGGCGGGUACGUGAACUGGGGGUCCGGCUGGUCAAACGCAGCAGCGAGCGUGCGCUUCGCCAAGGAGCAGCUCGACCGUGAGGGCAAAGUCACCUUCUGCACCGGCGUCGUCGAGCGCGUGCUCUUCACCGGGACACGAGCGACGGGCGUCGCGCUGGCAGACGGCACAAGCAUCACAGCCGACCUAGUCGUGCUGGCCACGGGCGCGUGGACACCGAAGCUGGUCGACCUGCGCGGCAAGGCGGUCGCCACGGGGCAGGCGAUCGCAUACCUGCGCAUCAGCGACGCCGAGCAGCAGCAGCUGGCACACCUGCCGACGAUCCUCAACUUCGCCACGGGCAUCUUCAUCAUCCCGCCGCGCAACAACGUGCUCAAGAUCGCCCGCCAUGCCUACGGCUACCGCAACCCGACCGCUGUCGCUGUCCCCGGCACGGGUGCCGGCUCGUCCGCCGAGACCAUGCAGGUCAGUCUCCCGGAGGCAGGGCUGCCGGUUCCGCUCGAGGGCGAGGAUGCCUUCCGCACGGCGCUGAAGCAGCUGCUGCCGCGGUUUGCGGACCGGCCGUUCGCCGACACGCGCGUGUGUUGGUACACGGAUACUCCCAAAGGCGACUUUAUAGUGUCGUACCACCCCGCCCACCAGGGCCUUUUCCUCGCGACCGGCGGCAGCGGACACGCGUACAAGUUCUUCCCCGUGCUGGGUGACAAGGUCGUCGAUGCGCUCGAGGGCUCGCUGGAGCCCGAACUGCGUGAGCUAUGGACGUGGACAAAGCAGAGCAGGCCGGAGGCAGGGGCCGACACAGAGGAUCUGUUUGAUGGGGACGGAAGUCGAUCUGGGGAGAGGAAGUUGAAUUUGAGGGAGGAGUUGGCAAAGACAAGGAGUUCCCUCUAG